Daphnia pulicaria is the source of this 2148-nucleotide messenger RNA. RefSeq names its product UDP-glucosyltransferase 2-like. Lineage: Eukaryota; Metazoa; Arthropoda; Branchiopoda; Diplostraca; Daphniidae. The transcript is spliced from 4 exons. The record is from RefSeq and is a predicted model, not a curated record. The coding region runs from base 430 to 1989 and encodes 519 amino acids. Gene Ontology annotation, molecular function: UDP-glycosyltransferase activity.
UCGUGAUGACAUCAAAAGGUUUUCGGGGCCUACGUGAGGCGAGGGUUAUGCAGGGUGCGCAAUCAAAGUUGUUUACGGAUUUGGACUCACCGGGUUGUGUGGGUUAUCUAGAUGAAACUGACGCUGCAUGAGAUUGUAAGGUGAAUGGAGACGGUACUCAGUGAUCCAAACAAGUCUCAAAAUAGUUCAAAAUGUCUCAAAAUAGGUGUUUGUUCUAUCUGAUUACACAAAAAUGGAAGGGUAACUGAGCAUGACAAUUUUAUCUCCAUAAUGACAUUGCACUGUGGCGAGCUAUAUAAAGCGAAGCUUCUAAAAUAGUCAGCAUUAGCAAAUCGUCGGCUUCCGUGUCUACAGAGCAACUAAAAGAAGACAGAAGAAGUUCUCUACGAGUCGUACAAGAUUUAUUCAAACACAAUCUCAUCUUUGAAAAUGAAUUCCAUUUACCGCCGGGUAAUUAUUCUUCUCUUUCACGCUAUUGUCUUUUGCCAUGGCUACCGCAUUCUGGCCGUCAUGCCCUACGCUUCAGCAAGCCACAAAAACACCGUGGUCCCGCUCCUUACUUCUUUGGCGGAACGAGGGCAUCACGUUACCUACAUCACUGGAAAAAGGACCCAGCAGCUUCAGAAUACAACAAACGUAAGAGAAAUUGUCCUUGACAUGAAAGUCGAAUUUACCGUCGCAAAUCGAGGUGCCGACAGAAAGUCUUUCUUCGACAACAUCGUGGAACAACCUUUCAAGACGAAAAUGGAGUUUCUUCAGAAAUUCCGAGAGGUACCCGAGAGUGCGAUCAACAGUACUUUUAGAGAUCCCCAAAUCCGAAACAUGAUGGAAACGGAGAAGUUUGAUGUUGUCCUGAUUUCUGUAAUUACGGCAUACGUCGGGUAUCCGCUGGCGUGGCACUUCAAUUGCCCAUUCAUCGUCAUGAGUCCAAACGUCGCAUUCGCCGACAUGCCGUUUGUAGUGGGAGAUUCCGAACACACAGAGUACGUCCCGUUCAUCAUGUCUGGCUUUACAAGUCAAAUGAGUUUGAUGGAGCGCACAAUCAACACGGCAUUAGUCCAUUUGACGAGCAAGAUUCCGAAAAUCUUCAACACCCCAAUUUACGAAAAGCUGGUUCAACAUUAUCUGCCUGGAUGCCCUCCUCUGUUGGAGAUUGAACACAACACGAGUUUGAUUUUUACCAACACUCAUCCGAGCAUCUCUUACCCUCGUGCAAGUCCACCCAGCCUAAUCGAGGUUGGAGCUAUCCAUUGCCAUCCUGCCAAGGCGUUGCCAACGGACUUGGAGGAAUUCGUUGACGAUGGAGGAAAUCCAGCCGGAUUUCUAGUCUUUACCGUGGGCUCAGUCAUACAAAUGGAUGAAAUGCCGGAUAGAAUCCUUGAGGUUUUCAAAAAUGUGUUUGCUCGUUUGCCGCAACGAGUUAUCUGGCAGUGGAAAAACCAACCGAAAAAUUUGACAAUGCCUGCCAACGUGUUGCUGUCCAGUUGGUUGCCGCAACAAGACCUAUUAGGUCAUCCGAAAUGUCGCGGAUUCCUCACUCACGGGGGUCUUCUAAGCACGCAAGAGGCUGUGUACCACGGAGUCCCUGUAAUUGGAAUCCCCUUUGUAACUGACCAAGAGAACAACAUGAUUAAGGCUGUUUCAGAUGGUUACGCUAUCAGACUCGAUUGGAACAACAUAGACGAAGACAAAUUGCACACAGCUCUUCUUGAUAUACUAAAUGACCCAAAAUAUGAUACCAAUGUUAAGCGACUACAGUCUCUGCUAAGAGAUCAACCCGAAACACCACUAGAAAGGGCUGUUUUCUGGACAGAAUAUGUACUGCGCAAUAAAGGAGCAGCUGCGCUACAACUCGGUUCAAGAAACCUAUCCAGAUUUCAACGAAACCUCAUUGACGUGUAUAUCAUUUUAUUCGCAGCCUUUGUGAGUUCGAUGUUAGCAGUCACCUUGGCGAUACGUUGGGCGUGUUUGAGGUGGCCAAGAAAGUAAAAGGUGUACGCUCAUCAGCAAUCACAGUCAAAAUUCGUGUGUCCACAAAAAUCUCGCACAAGGGAUUCAAUGUUGUAUCAUAAAUUAAUUUUUCACAAAUAAUGUAUUCUCGUCAACGUUUUCGCGAAAGAAAAGAACGAAUAAACUUUGUUUUACUUA